Messenger RNA from Cladocopium goreaui, 1638 nucleotides. NCBI's taxonomy places the organism in Eukaryota, Dinophyceae, Suessiales, Symbiodiniaceae. The record is from the annotation of a GenBank genome assembly.
AGGUGCUGCCGACCUCAGACUACGGUCAUGGGGGAGGCUCCGAGCGACCACCAGCUGCAUGUGGCGCGUGUGGCGGUGCAUCUCUGUGCUCAACUGGCUGAUGGCAUGCAGGAUGUGGAGCCGGUCCUCAAACCCAUACAGAAUUUGGUGGCCAAUAGCGAAGGCGCUGAAGCCAUGCCCCUGGCCGUGCAGACCCUGUCGGUGGUGGCACGGCGCCGCGUCGAAGCAUCGCUUCGCUUCAACCCAGUGAUCCCCCUAACAGCGCUGGCCAUCGGCAAAGAUGCAGCUGGACGCUGUGCUUGGGCAGCUAGGGAGUCGCUCCACCAGUUCGCCAGCGAUGGCAAUGGUGUGGGCCAGGCCUACGCUCAGCUUUUAGCAGGCUACGCUCACAUUGAACUGAUGGAUUCGGCGAAAGCACUGAAAGCUGCUGUGGCCAGUGAAGAACUCUUCAAGAGUCAGAAGAACAAGCCUGGCGAAGCUGCAGCCCUCUGCUGUCAGAGCAGCGCGCGGCUACUGAGGGCUAUGGCUGGGAGCAGUCCACAGUUGCAACUUGCAGAGGACAAGGAGGAGAAGGUCAAGGCGGUGAAAAAGCGACAGGAGGAAGAAGCCAAAGCAGGCAUUUCGUCUGCACGCGCUGCGUGUUGCAUCUACAGCGACAUUGAUGACAGAAAGUCAGAGGCUGCUUGCUUGACCCUCGUGGGGGAGCUGAUGCUGGCAAAGGACGAAGUUGAUGAGGCGAAGAACGUGGCCCGUGAGGCUCGAGACAUCUUCCAGGACUUGGAAGAUCCUUAUGGUGAGGCCAGAGCACUGAACCUGAUUCUCAGUGCCAACAUGCUUCACGAGGCAGACGCCGUGGAUGCGCUGUUUGCGGCGAAGGACGUGUUGUGGCUGUUUAGGGGCAACGACAUCAGCGAAGAGGAGGAGGACAAGAAGGCGGUCAACUGGGUUGAAGGGGCUGAUGCACCAAGCCUAGCGAUCUGGGAUGGAAAGCUUAUGGCAAUAUGUGCGCAGAUCAAAGUGGGAGGCACGGGGGCGAUUGCGGAUGGCCUGCAUGGUCAAGCCAAGGUACACUUCUCCAUUGGAGAGCUGUCCGAAGCCAAAGAAGUGGCGCAAGAAGCUUUGAAAUACUACCAGCAGGCUAAGAUGUCGCCCAAGGAGGCAGCCUGCGGCCAGGGCUAUGCGCUACAAACCUUGGCGCACACCCACUGCGCCGAGCUUUCGCCGGACGAGGGCUUGCCCUUCAGCGAACAGUCAGUGGAACUUUUUGCCACGGCGGGCGAUGUGAAGGGCCAAGCCAUGGCCAAGGCCGUUUUGGCCUAUCAGGAUACCAUGUCACGCAUGAAGCAGUUAGAAGAUACUCCUCAGGCCUUUACCCAGCAAUCCAACGCUCGGGUCACCGAGAACUGGACGGUCAUUGAGGAUGCCAUGGCGAUGAUGCGGGACAUCCGAAAUCAGGAAGGAGAAGAUACCAUCGGCUCCUUGAUCUACGAGAUGAAUCAAAAAGUUGGGGAGAUCCAGAAAAAGAUGUCGACUCCCACAAAAACAGUGUGGACCGUGGACAAGGUCACAAGAAAAGCCAAGCAAAAGGACUAUUACGAGCCUGUCGACCCGGGAACCCAGCUGGCCACGCAGGAGUGA